CCUUCAACAGAUCACGGUCACAGUCCAGAAACAAAACCAGCUCUAAAGGCAGAUGAGUUGGGACCAUGGAGAUAUGGCAGCAAAUAUUUUCUCAGAAGAUUGGGCAGAUGAAACCAGGAGACACAUGGACUCUGAAGGCGGAUUAUAACCUUCAGUCCAACGACCGGGAUCCUGGAUGGAAGCAAUUCCUGCAACAAUAUGCGUUUGCCAGGUUUCAGUGUUCACAGUGCUGGCAUAUGUGGCACUCAGCUCAGGUGAACAUUCUCUUCCACAUGCACCUGGACCGGAAGCAGAGACGGGGCCAGGUGAAGAUGAAAAUCUUCAGACAGGAGUGCAAGAAGUGUCUCGUGCCGAAACUGGAACUGCCUGAAUUCAGCCAGGAGAACAUCGAGAGAGUCCUGGAGAACCUGAUGCUGAAGAUUCGCGGGAAAUGCUACAGAGAGGCCAUCAGUCCCAACAGCCUGUCCAAGAACAUCGUGGAAGCUCAGAUAAUGGGGCCACAUGAAAGCUCCCACUGUGAAGCCUGCCAGCUGGGCAUCUGUUACGUGAAAUAUGAAGCCCAAGCACCAGCCAACACCUUCUUUAGGGCUGUUUCUCUUUUUCCACGCAGCUCUCCUGCCCAUGAGGAAUGGAGCGAAGCAGAGAUGGGGAGCAGCCGCAACACGGGGAGCAGCUGUGACGGGCGGCGCUGCUGUUGCUACAUUUGUUGUUUGGUCAUUUUUUUGGCUGUGCUCAUUUUUGUUCUGCUUUAUCUCAAAACCUAGUGGAAAUUCGACACUCAUACUUGUCCCUAAUAUAACUGAACUGUAAUAACCUGAGUAAUAAUUGGGCUUGGAAAGAUUACAUUUUUUUCUGUAAAUGUCAGUGAAUGUCAAUUUCCACCACACACACAUAAACCAAU
Messenger RNA from Caretta caretta (loggerhead turtle), 901 nucleotides. RefSeq names its product receptor-transporting protein 3-like. The record is from RefSeq and is a predicted model, not a curated record. Gene Ontology annotation, biological process: detection of chemical stimulus involved in sensory perception of bitter taste; protein insertion into membrane; protein targeting to membrane. Gene Ontology annotation, molecular function: olfactory receptor binding. Lineage: Eukaryota; Metazoa; Chordata; Testudines; Cheloniidae.